AUGAAACCAGCAUUCAACUUGAUGAAUAAGCUGCCCUACAAAUCGGUUGUUGAUCUCGCCUUCCAUCACGUUAGACAGCCGAGCACCAAGGUAAGUGAACCUCUAAUUGUCAAUUUACAUGGCCUAUUUGGAUCAGCACGGAGUUUUGGGGCUUUAGGGAAGCGAUUGGCCAAUGACCUGAACACAGACGUAUUUAACGUUGAUCUUCGAAAUCAUGGCAGAUCUCCAUUGGCCAAGCCAUACGACUAUUUGACGCUUACCAGAGACCUUGUCCACCUGCUCCAUACCACGGUUGGGGAGAAACGCCCUAUUGCAAUCAUGGGUUUCUCAUUAGGUGGUAAAGUAGCACUGAUGUCAGCCCUGUCGCGCAAAAUUAAUGUCGUUAAAUGUAUUUCGAUUGACAUGCCACCCUACCAUCUGGGAGACCUUAGCGAGGACAUUAAAGAGAACUUCAAUACUAUACAGAGUAUUUCAAAUCGACUAGUAAAGAUCAAGAAAGGGAGCAAAAAUUGGAAAGAAAGUGUGCUAAGUAUAUUCCGCAAUCUUCCGGUCAACUGUAACCCUGGCACAGCCUUGUAUUUUGCACAAGGUUUUCUGGAAGUUAAGGGGAACUCAAAACUUUUCGAUCCGUCUACUGACAUGGAUCCUUACAUCAACUAUAGAAUUCCCAGAGGAGAGAUGACCGACAUUCUUGAAGUGGUGAAAAAAUCUCCCAAUAUCAAUGAGCUAGAUCCGUUAGAAUUUCGUAAAUCAACUACUGUACCGGUUCUGUUCAUGCGUGCCCUCAAGUCACCUCUUUUCGUCAACUCCAAUGACGGGUUAUCUGCACACUUUCCAAAUUUCACGCUGAAAGAAUUUAACACGGGCCACUCGAUCGUUACUGAGGCGCCGACGGAAUUCUACAAAUCUUGCUUAAAGCAUUUAUCCGCUGAAUAA
Molecule: messenger RNA, 936 nt
Organism: Lachancea dasiensis
Lineage: Eukaryota; Fungi; Ascomycota; Saccharomycetes; Saccharomycetales; Saccharomycetaceae
Source: the annotation of a GenBank genome assembly